AUGUGCUUCAAUAACGGACAUGCUUUCAUCGCCCUCAGGAGGUUUCAUUACCACCGUCUGCCUCCUUUCAUCUCCCCAAAAGCCUAUAGCCAUGAAGAGUUCAAAAAAUCUUCAUCAAAAGAGAAAGGAUCUUUUGAUGGAGCGUCACGAAACUACGACGUGCAAUUUAUGUUGAACGUCCAAUUAGCUGCGUUUGCAUUAGUACGAGCUGAGGCCUUAUCUCUGGAUCAAGACUUCCUUGUACGACACGGGUUUACGUCGCAAUCCUUUUAA
Molecule: messenger RNA, 273 nt
Organism: Nezara viridula (southern green stink bug)
Lineage: Eukaryota; Metazoa; Arthropoda; Insecta; Hemiptera; Pentatomidae
Source: the annotation of a GenBank genome assembly